UUCCCAACCAUUUAUCUAAUUUGCAUUUUGAUUCCCUCUAAUGGUUCCUCCUCCCACCAUCACUGUCUUCCAUUCUAGUUAGAAACUUGCAGCAAGAACAAAAUGGCAACAGCUACAAAUUGCGUAAGGCAUGGAACUGUGCCAGUCUCGGCCAACCUCCAGCACCAGCAGCCUCGAAGAAACAACUGCAUGGUAAACAUGGCAGGAAACAGAAACAUGAGGCUAAUGGGUGGAUAUGGCAAAGCAUCCAACAAGAGUGGGAUAAUAACAUGCGCAGGGAGGGAUAUAUCUGACUUCAUAGGAGGGGAUUUGGUGAGAUUUGAUCUGGGACAGUGGCUCUCAGAUGUGGAAGAGCACAAGGCCCUCGCAGUUUACUCACCCCACGAAGGGGGCUACGAGGGCCGCUACCUUAACAGAUUGACAUACCAGGGUUACUAUUUCCUGGACCUCAGCGCCCGAGGCCUUGGUGAUCCCGAGACUACUCUAACAAAGGUUCAUCCAGUUUGUCCGGCACAUUUAGGGAAGCAGCCAAUAGCAAGAUGGUACUUUCCACCGGAGGUUGAUUACAGGCUUGCGGCACUGCCUCCAAAAGCCAAAGGCCUAGUGGUCUGGAUUAUUGAAGCAAAGGUUCUGUCAAAGGCAGAAUUGCAAUUUCUUGCGCUUCUUCCAACCCUCCGCCCCAAAGUCAGGGUCAUUGCUGAGUGCGGAAACUGGAGAAGAUUCAUGUGGAAGCCACUCAAGGAGAUUUCGGGACUAACUGAAAUUAAGGAAUGAAAGCAGCAGCGAAGGCAGGCACAGAAGAGUUCAAGUCGUUCAUCUUGAAGACCUUUAAGCUGUUGUCUCUGGAAGCCAAUCUAUGGAACAAGAGACAGGCUUA
This is a messenger RNA of Fragaria vesca subsp. vesca, 877 nucleotides long. RefSeq names its product NAD(P)H-quinone oxidoreductase subunit N-like. Bases 103 to 774 code for a protein of 223 amino acids. The transcript has 4 exons. Gene Ontology annotation, molecular function: oxidoreductase activity, acting on NAD(P)H, quinone or similar compound as acceptor. NCBI's taxonomy places the organism in Eukaryota, Viridiplantae, Streptophyta, Magnoliopsida, Rosales, Rosaceae. Gene Ontology annotation, cellular component: membrane. The record is from RefSeq and is a predicted model, not a curated record.